GGUCCGGCGAGGCGCAUGACGUCUCCGUCGCGUCGUGCUGGCGUGAGUGGUAGCGUUCGCUCCGGGAUCCUGAAGGAGACUUGGAGGUACCUGGGCCGCGCUGCUUGGGUUGUAGGGAGCUGCCGCUGCCGCCACAGCCCGCACUCCAUGAGGAAGAUGCUCGCCGCCGUCUCCCGCGUGUUGUCGGGCGUCGCCCAGAAGCCGGCAAGCAGAGUGCUGGUGGCAUCCCGUAAUUUUGCAAAUGACGCUACAUUUGAAAUUAAGAAAUGUGAUCUUCACCGGCUGGAAGAGGGCCCUCCUGUCACUACGGUGCUCACCAGGGAGGAUGGGCUCAAAUACUACAGAAUGAUGCAGACUGUUCGUCGAAUGGAGUUAAAAGCAGAUCAGCUAUAUAAACAGAAAAUUAUUCGUGGUUUCUGUCACUUGUGUGAUGGUCAGGAAGCUUGUUGUGUGGGCCUGGAGGCCGGCAUAAACCCCACAGACCAUCUGAUCACAGCGUAUCGGGCUCAUGGCUUUACGUUUACUCGUGGGCUUUCUGUCCGAGCAAUUCUCGCAGAGCUUACAGGACGAAGAGGAGGUUGUGCUAAAGGAAAAGGAGGAUCAAUGCAUAUGUACGCCAAGAACUUCUACGGGGGCAAUGGCAUCGUGGGAGCUCAGGUGCCCCUGGGAGCUGGGAUUGCUCUGGCCUGUAAGUAUAACGGAAAAGAUGAAAUCUGUUUGACUUUGUAUGGUGAUGGUGCUGCUAAUCAGGGUCAGAUAUUCGAAGCUUACAAUAUGGCGGCUUUGUGGAAAUUGCCUUGUAUUUUCAUCUGUGAGAAUAACCGCUAUGGGAUGGGAACAUCUGUGGAGAGAGCAGCAGCCAGCACUGAUUACUACAAGAGAGGCGACUUCAUUCCUGGGCUGAGGGUAGAUGGAAUGGAUAUCCUGUGUGUCCGGGAGGCCACAAGAUUUGCAGCUGCCUAUUGUAGAUCUGGAAAGGGGCCCAUACUGAUGGAGCUGCAGACUUACCGUUACCAUGGACACAGCAUGAGUGAUCCUGGAGUCAGUUACCGUACACGAGAAGAAAUUCAGGAAGUUAGAAGUAAGAGUGACCCUAUCAUGCUUCUCAAGGAUAGGAUGGUGAACAGCAAUCUUGCCAGUGUUGAAGAACUAAAGGAAAUUGAUGUUGAAGUGAGGAAAGAAAUUGAGGAUGCUGCCCAGUUUGCUACAGCUGAUCCUGAACCACCUUUGGAAGAACUCGGCUAUCACAUCUACUGCAGCGAUCCGCCUUUUGAAGUCCGGGGUGCAAACCAGUGGAUCAAGUUUAAGUCCAUCAGCUAAUGCGAGAUGGUUACACCUUCAGUGGGCUAUUCGGCAGCAACUGUAAGGAAUGCUUUGGGUUCUCAACUGUGUUAAGGAGGAAGAAAACCCGUAGAAAGAAAGUGUAGAUUUAGAUAGAUAGAUAGUGUAAUUGCAUGUGGUUUGUACAGUGUUGCAUUAAAAGAUAUAAUGUCUUUUAAUGUUAUAGCUUAAGGAUAGUAUGGAUCUUAUAAAGGUUAUUUAGUUAUGUAGGUUGAAAAUAGGUAAUAAGAGUUUGCUUAACCCUCCUUCAAAUUACUUCUUUAAAAUAGUUCUAUUUGGUUUAGUUGUAUACUAGUUUAACAAAUACUUUCUUAGUUACUAAAAGGAAAACAAUUCCUUAUAUGCCUGUCCAACUCUGCCACCUUUUUAUGGGGCGAGAUCAUGGUCCUGUCCCUCCCAGUGCCCAGCAGCUUACCUGGUGUACCCUAGCGUGCACACACGCCCCCGUUCGUGUGCAUGUCGGUGCUGAAGCCUGUUCACACUGAACCAUCAUUCCUCUCCUUAAUAAAACACAAUAUUUAUUAUAACCAGGCAGGGGUGGAAGGACAAUUCGAUUUUUAAAUAAGACUACUUCAUUUUAAAGGCCAAAUAACUUAGUUUUCUCCAUUUAUACAUUCAGUAUAAAUAUGAAGCUAUUUUCUUAAUAGUUUUCUAUUUACAUUCAUAUCAAACAUUAAAUACAAGGCAUAUUCUUAUCAAUUUUAUCUUUUUUUUUUGUUUCUGCUUUAUAACAAAGUGAAUCAGUCAUACAUAUACAUCUGUUCCCCCAUCCCUUCCCUCUUGCGUCUCCCUCCCUCCCACCCUCCCUAUCCCACCCCUCCAGGCGGUCACAAAGCACCGAGCUGACCUCCCUGUGCUAUGCGGCUGCUUCCCACUAUCUAUCUACCCUACGUUUGGUAGUGUAUAUAUGUCCAUGCCUCUCUUUCGCUUUGUCACAGCUUACCCUUCCCCCUCCCCAUAUCCUCAAGUAGGUCUGUGUCUUUAUUCCUGUUUUACCCCUAGGUUCUUCAUGACUUUUUUUUUCUUAAAUUCCAUAUAUAUGUGUUAGCAUACGGUAUUUGUCUUUCUCUUUCUGAGUUACUUCACUCUGUAUGACAGACUCUGGGUCUAUCCACCUCAUUACAAAUAGCUCAGUUUCGUUUCUUUUUAUGGCUGAGUAAUAUUCCAUUGUAUAUAUGUGCCACAUCUUCUUUAUCCAUUCAUCUGAUGAUGGACACUUAGGUUGUUUCCAGCUCCGGGCUAUUGUGAAUAGAGCUGCAAUGAACAUUUUGGUACAUGUCUCUUUUUGAAUUAUGGUUUUCUCAGCAAUUUUAUCUUUUUUGAAUUUUAAGUGCAAUUCCAGUUAAUAGUAAUGUAUGGAAUGUAUAAUCUAAAACAGUGAUUCCCAGCCUUUUUGUUACUUUCAACACCUGUUGUUUCACCUUUCCAGCAAAUAUUUUUCCAUUGAAGUAAAUUUAAAUUCAUUUUUAAGGGCUUCCCUGGUGGCGCAAUGGUUGAGAGUCCGCCUGCCGAUGCAGGGGACACGGGUUCAUGCCCCAGUCUGGGAAGAUCCCACAUGCCGCGGAGCGGCUGGGCCUGUGAGCCAUGGCCACGGAGCCUGUGCUCCGCAACAGGAGAGGCCACAACAGUGAGAGGCCCGCGUACCGCCAAAAAAAAAAAUUCAUUUUUAAGGAUUCCCUAAUACUCUGGGAUGUCAAGAGCAGGUUUUACAAUCACUGUUUUCACAAUACACUACUGCGAACACUUACCCAAGACUGCGCUAAACGCUUCACGGGGCUUGGUCUCACAGACACUACUCAGGACAGAUGUGUUACCCUCGUAUCACUCAGGGCAAAAGGUGCCUUCCUGCUGUGUCCAGCAGCAGCUAAGGCAUCUCUGUCCUACAAGGGCAGGCGUGUCUGCAGGAGCUGUGUGUGUGUCAGCCAUUCGCAGUCAGGUGCUGGCUGCUGUCUCAUGACUAAUUCUACUGAGAUGGAAGAUAACAAUAAUGACCCUGGAAAGGAGUAACCUUUGAACCCAUAUAUAACAUUUUAUGAAUUUGGUGAUUAUAAACCUUACCAGAAACACACUUUAAAAAGUGCUAAGUACUAC
This is a messenger RNA of Mesoplodon densirostris (Blainville's beaked whale), 3432 nucleotides long. RefSeq names its product pyruvate dehydrogenase E1 component subunit alpha, somatic form, mitochondrial. Gene Ontology annotation, biological process: pyruvate decarboxylation to acetyl-CoA. Gene Ontology annotation, molecular function: pyruvate dehydrogenase (acetyl-transferring) activity. The coding region runs from base 16 to 1320 and encodes 434 amino acids. Gene Ontology annotation, cellular component: intracellular membrane-bounded organelle. NCBI's taxonomy places the organism in Eukaryota, Metazoa, Chordata, Mammalia, Artiodactyla, Ziphiidae. The record is from RefSeq and is a predicted model, not a curated record. The transcript is spliced from 11 exons.